CUCAGCAACAACAGCAACGAGAUUCAAGAAGCAGUCUGAACAGGCUGUGACGCAAAACUACAGUCCUCACCUCUUCAUGCUGUCGCACACAGACAGACACCGCUCCUUUCACCUCCUCUUUCAAACCCCACCCACUACACCCAAGACACCACGCGCAAUGCUGUCCGCUGGCACAGUCGAGCCACCUGAUGCCGCCCCCAUUUUGGGGACUAGCCCAGCUGCACAGCGUCCCGUGUUCGACGUCGAGAGGCGGCACCCACGAGGUUUGGGGGGGGCCACCGUUGAUGCGGGCGGCGCUAGCGUGGCUCAAGCGUACGCUAUAUUCAGCAGGGUAAGCCGCGCCACAAAGCAUUGCGCCAGCACCACACGGGGUUUUGGACGGUGCCGUGUCACCAUCCCUACGCUGUUGGCCGGCUGGCUCCGGCACAAAGCCCUCUCACUACACUGCCCAGUCUGCAGCUUAGUAUCUCUGUAUGAGCUGUAUGAGCUGUAUGAGCCCAAAAGAUCUUUUCAAGUCUGGAUAUCUACGCCGGCAGGUAGUUACUGUCAAAAGUGUCAUAACGAGGGCCAAAGUUGGCAUAGUUGCUUGGGUCCAUAAGCCCAGCGCGGCUUACACGCACGGGAGACUCGGUGUCACGACACUGCAAUCUCCAUCCAACGCAUAUCAUCCAAAAUUUUGAUCUCCAUGGACAAACAUCUCAACCCGAAACGGCCAGCUACAGUCCAUCAUGGUCCCUCCUCAUUUUCCCAGAGUCUUGCGCUAGGAAGACGGGUCGGCUGGUCUGCUCGCUUGGACCCUCUGCCGCCUCACUGGCAUCCCCCAAACCCAUUAUUCCGUGACAGCUCGACCCACCCCGCAAGAAUGCAUCGUUGGCCAAGUAUCCUAAGGAUCGAGCUAUAGUAGCCAGCUCAGGAGAUCUUCUCCUAUCCUUCUAGAAGCAUGCUUCAUAAAAGUCGUCUGCAUCACAUUUCCAUUUUCGCCCACACGCCCACGGC
Microdochium trichocladiopsis is the source of this 996-nucleotide messenger RNA. RefSeq lists its product as uncharacterized. The transcript has a single exon. Bases 77 to 598 code for a protein of 173 amino acids. The record is from RefSeq and is a predicted model, not a curated record. NCBI's taxonomy places the organism in Eukaryota, Fungi, Ascomycota, Sordariomycetes, Xylariales, Microdochiaceae.